AUGGCCCGCCGCCGAGCGCAACUCUGGGGUGGAGUGGAUCAGCUGCCCUCAACUGGGUUAGAAGUUCAGAUUCCACGUCACAACCUGUGUCCUGAACCGGCACCGCGCCUUGGUACUGGUUCUAGACAUUCUGUGAAGAAGCAGAACUGGCCCACUUCGUCUUUUGUCAACAAGCCUUGUAAGUGGGUCAUUCCACCAGUGUCUCCAGACAAGAAGGUCUGUGUUUUGGAUUUUCCGCCUCGUCUGACGUUGGAGGUGGAAGUUCAACAGGCUUUUAGAGAAGAGUUUUGUCGUGUGGCAGCUCGCAUGGGAAUCGGCUACUUCCAUGUGGCUGAGCACUUUCGGCUGGACAGACAAAUGUUGUGGUGCUGGGAUGGUGUCCAUCUGAGUGACGAUCAUGGGAUGGGCAUCUACGCUGAGCUGCUCAGUCAGGCCUGCUCCCAGCAGCUUGAAAAGGAGGUUCCUUCCAUUGUGGUUCCUCCCUCCCCAUCUAAAUCGUACACCUGGAGGUAUAAGCCAAAAGUGGUUGUGGUUGGCCCUGAGCCUUCGCCACGCCCACCCCCUCCUGAAUGGACAGUUGUUGGACAAGGCCGAAAGGUGAGGACUCUUAAGUGUUUUGACAUAAACUCAUGGAUAAGUUUGUGGAAUUAG
Knipowitschia caucasica is the source of this 651-nucleotide messenger RNA. Lineage: Eukaryota; Metazoa; Chordata; Actinopteri; Gobiiformes; Gobiidae. The record is from the annotation of a GenBank genome assembly.